UGAGUGUCUUGUAGUAGAUCGUCAUCUAAACUCCAUUUGAUUUUGUUGUUCUUGUUAUGCACUUCAGUAGGAAUAUAGAAAUGUUGAGUUUUCAAGGCAUGAUUACUUUGAUCCCAAAGUUGUUUCCUAGUUAUCAACUUCUUUAUUAGCUUCUCUUUAUCAGGAAUCAGUUGAUGUUUAGUGAUGAACUUGUGAUUAAGUAACCUUGUCGCCGAAUAUCGUUCUGGACAAUUCUCUUUAAAACAUUUACUCAAGAAAUCUUUGAAUUCGGAAGAACAUUUUAGCCCCGACAAUUGAAUCAAAUUUACAAAGUCCCUGUCAUGUUGACAUUUAGAGAUCAUUCGUAAUGCCUUCAUAGGAGGAUAAUCUGUUUGUAAUGGUGGUUUUCCCGUGAACAAUUCAUAAGCACAACAUCCCAAGGACCAAAUAUCUGCUUUGAAACUAUGACCUCCGUGAUUAUUGACAAUAACCUCGGGCGCCAUCCAAUAGGGUGUCCCCACAGUAGUAUUCCUCCGGGAGAAAUUCGACGACAAUUGUGUAGAUACUCCGAAAUCUAUCAAGGAGCUCUUCCACCGAAACGUAACACAGAAACAUUCCAAGACUUGUUCAUUCUGAAAACCCUUUCCCUGACCAAACACACGGAGAGUGAACAUAUAAGAUGCACGAUAUUUGACCAGCAAGGUAGUAUGGUCCAGCAUGGUAAAGAAAUCCGCAAGUCUGAGUUUAUGAAACAGCAUAAUUUGGUUCCCCGAGAUUUCCGGAAAUUGUCAAGGCAUCAACAGGGGUUAGCCACAAAUGUCACUGGGAUAAACUUGGAUAUCGUUCCUUCGAUCGUGGCUAGACAAGACAGCAUAUUGUUAAACAUCUUAAACAUCCGGGCCAUGAUCAAACAUGAUAUGGUGGUUGUGUUUGAUAGUACCAAUGGUGCAAGUUCUCAACGACAAGAAUCGUACUCCCAUCUGACUUUUCUUAAAGAAAUGGACGAGAGAUUGAGUGGGAAUGAUAGUUUACCAUACGAAUUUCGUGCCCUUGAAGCAAUCCUAAUUAGUGCUAUUUCCAACCUCACUAUAGAAAUGAAAGUUCAUCAGACUGUGUUACUGCAUAUUCUCUCAGGGUUGGAUGAUUCAAUCGAACGGUAUAAACUUCGAUACUUGUUGAUUCAAUCCAAGAAAACAGCCCAGUUUCAAAGAAAAGCGAUUUUGAUUAGGGAUCUACUUGAAGAUUUACUCGAACGUGAUGACGAAUUGAAUGAUUUGUAUCUUACCAACAAGGGACAAGGUCAACCUCGCCAAGGAUCAAAUCACGCCGAAAUAGAAAUGUUGUUGGAGUCAUAUUAUAAAACUGCUGAUGAAAUUGUCCAAACCAUGGAAAACUUGAAAUCACAAAUCAAAACCACUGAAGAAAUUAUAAACAUCGUUCUUGACUCAAAUAGAAACGAGUUAAUGUUGCUUGGAUUGAAAUUUAGUACUGGGUUACUUUCAAUGGGUAUUGCAUUGUACAUUUCUGCAUUAUAUGGUAUGAAUUUAGAGAAUUUUAUUGAAGAAUCAAAUGGUGGGUUUGAAGUCGUUGUGGUUGUGUCCGUGAUUAGUUUGGCUGUUUUACUCCGUUUUGGUGUAAAACAACUCCGUAAAUUAGAAAAGAUCACCAUGGACAGAGCUCCUCAUGAACGGUCUAAGAAAUUGCAUUGAACUUGUAUAUAUACUUGUAUAUAAAAUCUACAUUGGGAAGGAUAUUGACUAUUCAAUCUUGACUGUAGGAAGUAAAACGCUACCUGAUCUAACGGGACUUGAUUCCCUACUAAUCACCGGAGAACGAGUAGGGGAUCCUCGUGGAGAAGGUUGUGGUGUAGCCCUAGUUCUAAACGGACGCAAGGAAAAUUCCCCACUAACAGGUCUAGGACUUUUGAUGCUUAAAGACAUAUUUGUGGUUUCCUUCUUUGGUGUAGUUGGUAUAGUUGGUUCUGCUUCAGGUACAACUAAUGAUACUCUCUUCAACAGAAGUCCAUUCUUUUCAGUUUCUAACCUCUUACGUUUGAUAGUUUGCUCAUUAUCAAUAAGUUUCUUUAACAAAUGUGAACGAACUUUCAACUUAAGUAAAUCUUGAAGGAACUUGACAUAUGUUUCAAUAGGCGGUUUAAAUCCAGAUGAAUGCUUCACGACCGAGGGUCUCAUUAUGAGAUGUACAAAAGGAACAGCACCUAUCUCAUCCAUUGAAUUCAAUUUAGCAGCAACUUCUUCUAAGUUGGCUUCAUCCUCUCCCUCUUCAAUCUCAUCAGAAACUUCAUACUGAGAAAUCACAGACAUGUCGAAAACCCGUGAAAUAUGUUCAAGUACAAAUACCAAAGUAGCAAGAUUACUUCUGGGAAUAGUAGAAAGCUGUUUCAACAAUUCAUCAACCGUGUUUUCUUUGCUAUAGAUAUGAGCUAUUGAAUCAUACACCACAAAUGGGAUACAAGAAUCACUAAUUUCCAAUAACCAACUCUUGAGAAAACAAACCACAUUUUCGAUGCUCUUUCCCUUUAAAUAUUCCACCACUUUAUUUAAAAAUUCACCUUGAAUUAGUCUCUCAUUAGAGAUUUCAGCAUUUAAGUCUGGGGUGAAAUUAGAAAUAAGCAUGAUUAUAUCUUGUUUAAUUUCCCAUACUGAUUGAUAGUCAAUUGGGGAUAACCAGUAUUUACGACAUGAUUCAUGGUCUGUUUCUAUUAUUUUGAUGGCUUGAUAUAAGAUGUAUGGAAUCGAAGUGAUACUUAAUAAUGAUGCUGGGUACAAUUGCCCAACUUGCAAUUGUAAUGGGAUAUCCUUGUAUAAAUUAAACUGGUACUUUAGAUUUUGAUAAUGAGCGCCAGAUUGUCCUGGUGAUUUCUUGAC
Messenger RNA from Spathaspora passalidarum NRRL Y-27907, 2867 nucleotides. RefSeq lists its product as uncharacterized. Gene Ontology annotation, biological process: mitochondrial magnesium ion transmembrane transport. The transcript has 2 exons. Gene Ontology annotation, cellular component: mitochondrial inner membrane. Bases 444 to 1688 code for a protein of 414 amino acids. Lineage: Eukaryota; Fungi; Ascomycota; Pichiomycetes; Serinales; Debaryomycetaceae. The record is from RefSeq and is a predicted model, not a curated record. Gene Ontology annotation, molecular function: magnesium ion transmembrane transporter activity.